CUUAUCUGCAUAAUUUCAUUGAGUUUCUUCGUUUUUGAUCCGACCUCAAAUCAUCAAUUUCUCUGCAACAGGGGUGACUAUUCUCUCUCGACCGCCAUGAUCUCUGGCCAGGUUAGGUGAUGUACCAUUUCUGGAUGAUCCCCAGCCAGUUCGAAUCCAUUGAAGCCAUGAUAUCAGCGCUCUCAAUUUCUGUGCAGUCAACAUCCAAGAAGGUGAUUACGAGGGAGGAGUGGGAGAAAAAGCUUAAGGAUGUGAAGAUUAGGAAAGAGGAUAUGAACAAGUUAGUGAUGAACUUUCUAGUGACGGAAGGCUACGUUGAUGCUGCUGAGAAAUUUAGAAUCGAAUCGGGCACCGAGCCGGAAUUAAAUCUUGCAACAAUAGCUGACCGCAUGGCUGUCAAAAGGGCUGUUCAGUCUGGUAAUGUGCAGGAUGCUAUUGAGAAGGUUAUUCACUUGAAUCCUGAGAUUUUAAAUACCAAUCCACAUUUAUAUUUCCAUCUACAACAACAAAAGCUGAUAGAAUUGAUACGAUAUGGAAAAGUAGAAGAGGCUCUUGAGUUUGCGCAGGAGGAGCUUGCCCCAAGAGGGGAGGAAAAUCAAAACUUUUUGGAGGAGUUAGAGAGGACUGUUGCACUCCUGGCAUUUGAGGAUGUAAAGAACUGUCCGUUUGGUGAACUUUUGGAUCUGUCACAACGAUUGAAGACUGCAAGUGAGGUGAAUGCUGCCAUAUUGACAAGCCAAAGCCAUGAGAAAGAUCCGAAACUUCCAAGAUUACUGAAGAUGCUUAUAUGGAUCCAAAACCAACUUGAUGAGAAGGCCGCUUAUCCUCGUAUCAAUGACUUAACCACAGCGGCACUUGAAGAACCAGCCAUUUGAAAGUGUAUUCCAUGUAAGUGGCGUGAUCUUGCAUUUCCAGUGGAGUCAUACGGUGUCUUGUGAAUAGUUUCUUCUUGUUAACCACUUAUGAUUCCUUUGCACUUGUUUAGUAUUUAUAAGUGCUAUUUCUCUGUUACAAUCAUGUUGCUCUGUAAUUAUAACUUCAGUUUCAUAUUCACAGCUAAGUAUAGAGUUUUUAGUUAUACUUUUCUUUGAUGAGUAUUUAAUGGUACUGUUUAUGUUUUCAACUUUUCUGAACUUGAUCUAUUGAAGAGAAGGCUGUUUCUUAUUUUCAA
This is a messenger RNA of Dendrobium catenatum, 1171 nucleotides long. Its product is annotated as protein GID8 homolog. Gene Ontology annotation, molecular function: protein binding. NCBI's taxonomy places the organism in Eukaryota, Viridiplantae, Streptophyta, Magnoliopsida, Asparagales, Orchidaceae. The record is from RefSeq and is a predicted model, not a curated record. The coding region runs from base 120 to 875 and encodes 251 amino acids. Gene Ontology annotation, biological process: proteasome-mediated ubiquitin-dependent protein catabolic process. The transcript has 6 exons. Gene Ontology annotation, cellular component: nucleus; cytoplasm.